Messenger RNA from Cicer arietinum (chickpea), 1773 nucleotides. NCBI's taxonomy places the organism in Eukaryota, Viridiplantae, Streptophyta, Magnoliopsida, Fabales, Fabaceae. The record is from RefSeq and is a predicted model, not a curated record.
AUGUGGCGCAUCAUUACAGAUGGAGACUUCAUACCAAUGGUUGAUCAAGAUGAUUCAAACUCUGCCAUGAAGAAAGAAAUUGAUUGGACAGCCGAUGAUAAAACUAAGACAAAAAUUGCGCGAACCAAACAAUCAGCACGCAAAAAUACUUCUCCCUGCUCACCAUCCUUUUCAUCCCCUUCAUCUGAUUAUGUUGAACGUUCACCCUCUCCACCACCUCGACCAACACCACCACACACAUCUUCUGACAACAACCAAGAAAUCUUCAAUCUCAAUCCUCUAUCUACUAUUCUUCCACCAUUAUACACUCGUCCCACACCAAACCUUGCUCAAGUUCCUCCACAUUUGCGUAACCAAACUAUUCCUAAACGACACUCAAUGAGGGUUCAAUCUGGAAUUAGAACCUCAAAACCCUCAAACCUAAAACCACAUUACUUCAUCAUCUCAGAUUCUGAGACUAAUGAUUCUUCUGAUUCUUUCCCUCCAACAUCAACAAGGGCACCAACAAACACCAAACCUACCAUACCAUCCAAAUCAACCUUCUCCUCUGAACCCUCACAAUCAACUCCCCCAAACCAAAAACGAAGAUUGAUAAAUGAAAUCGUCUCCCCUCUCACUAAACGAACUGAACCCCCCUCUCAAUCUAAACCAAAAACAAAACCCAUGAAAACAAAAUCUGCCAUGACGAUUGCGCAAUUCCUUGCUCGAAAGAAUCUCCCAAAUCCUCAAAGGAGAAAAACCCUCGCUCCCAAACAAAACCUCAAACACUGUCAACCCACCUCUCCAGAACAUUCUCCACAAUGUUCCCCACACCAACCUCAAGAACGUUCUCCAAUUCUGGAAUGUUCUCCUGUUCAAACUCCCUUCUCUCCUCCAUCACAAGAACGUUCUCCAAAUCAAGAACGUUUUUCUGCUCACACGGUCUCUCCUCCAGAAUCCACUCCACGAAAUGAUGUCCAACAUCACACAUAUGCUCUUGGCUGGACCUCAUUCCUGCAAACGUCUGAAUGCUACUACCCAUAUGUUGUCCGAGCAUUCUACUGCAAUGCAAAAACUUUUGCUGACAAAUCUCUUAUCAUUUCUACGAUAAAGGGCAUUGAGAUCAGACUAACCCCAAACAUUCUGGUUUCAAUUCUUCAGUUGCCCACAGAAGGCCCAUCUAUGUUUGGCAACAACUGGUACUCAACUUUGAAUCGUCAAAAGACUGAAGUACUUUCUGAUAUGUUUCAAGAAGGAUCAACCGGCUACUUGUCAACAUACCUCAAACCCCUUCCUAAAGUGUUCAACAAUAUGUGCCAGCAUACUCUAAUCCCUCACUGUGGGAGUCAUGAAUAUGUAUCUGACAAUGACGCACUGCUUAUCCACCAUCUACUAAAUUGCAAGCGUUUGAACAUGCCUCAUGUGAUUCUCCAACACAUGAUCUGUGCAACAACCAAAGAUUACAAAAAGAAUAAUGUUCCUUAUGGAAUGGUAUUGACUAAAGUCUUCAGGUAUUUUGGAGUUUCACUUUCUUCUGAAAAAUCUCUAAUCAAAAUCUCCAAAUUCUCUACCAAAAAUCUCUCUCAUAUGAGAAAGACUUUUUUUGCCCCACCUUCAUCCACCACAUCUUCCUUUCCCAUCUCUCUCAAAAGAAAAAGAUAUGCUCGACUCCGGACUGCCAAAAUUCCCAUUCCAUUUACAUCCUCCUCAUCUGACCACUCACAAGAAGCAGUUCCAGAACCUGCUCAAGAACGUUCUUCACCUCCUCAAGAACGUUCUCCAACAAAACACUAG